Molecule: messenger RNA, 759 nt
Organism: Phytophthora sojae
Lineage: Eukaryota; Oomycota; Peronosporomycetes; Peronosporales; Peronosporaceae
Exons: 6
Coding region: 1-759 (252 amino acids)
Molecular function (GO): protein binding
Source: RefSeq, a predicted model, not a curated record
AUGUGGAGCGGAAUCAACAACUGGAAGCUGCGAGAUAUUGCUCUGGCUUUGGGCUAUCACAGCAACGUUCAGAAGCCCUCGAACAUGACGGAUCCGGGACAGCUUGAAGUGAUCAAGCGGUAUGCAUUGCAGCUCCACGUACUCCAGCACCAGUAUAAAGCAGCUUACCCCUUGUACGAGGCUGCUCUGAGGAUAUCCCCCGAAGACCCUCACACGCUCGUUUGCCUGGCGACACUUCUUGUCAUUUCUUGUCGAUACCCCGCCGCAAAAUCGUGGCUGCGCGCAAUGGAGUUACUCAAGCAAGCCCGCACUUCAGCAGGGAGUGACAUCGUCAGCGCGUUGCACGAAAUCGAGCAGAAUGGAUUCCGCUGGGCGCUGUUUCUCCAGCCGAAGAACCCUCACGCAAUCGCGAACUUUGCGGUGUAUCUCCAGUGCGUUCACCUCGAUAUCGACAAGGCCGAGCUCCUCUAUCGACGAGCGCUUGAUCUGGAUCCAGCCAACGACCUGUUCGUCACAAACUUCCAGCGGUUGCAGGCCGAACGAACUCCAGGUCGAAUGUACGCUUUUGCCGGUCCGGGAACCAUCGCACUCGCACGAUCUUCGGAGCUGCGUCGCUGCGGGCCAGAGUCUCAAUGGCGAGAAAUGGCAGACCCUGCAGCACAGCCGCCUACGCCAAAACGAUUCUUCCACAACCUUCGCACUGGCAAGUGCACCUGGGAGCUCCCAACAGACGACGAGUCCAUGGAGACACCACUAUGA